GGGCGGGGUCGCAGCUACCCGCCGCGAUCUCAUGUGUAUGAGGUCAUGCGCUUUGUACCUGCCUGGCGCAACAUAGACUGAUGCUAGACUACUGUGUAUUUGAGCCCACCAAGCUCCACCCUUGUUCCUUACUUCGAUUGUCUUUGUGACACCCAGUCUCAAUCUCCAGUGCCCCUCUCGAUUCCGGUUCAGGUGUGAUAGCUGCCGAUAUGGAGCGAAUCAAGAGCGUCAUUUCUGGUGGCCACCGCAAGAGCACCGACGCGAACCAAAAUCCCCAUGAUUCUCCGUCCACAGCAGGACCGAAUCGCGGCACUACUAGCGGUUUGACGGGAGAGGGAAGUCAUCUUACGAGUGCGCGCCAGCCAACUGGAACAGGAUCAGAAGAGCAGCACCCAAUCUUCGAUCAAUUUACGCGCAAGAGCCCGCCUUCGACAUCUGGGAAGCCUAUCCAGACCGCCGAUCACGUACCACACUUCUCCAAUACCACCAAUGUGCAGCAGACCACUCCGACCUCAGCACCUCAGAGCGCAACCUCUGCAACCCCCAGUCUCCGUCCGGAUGCCACCCAAGGCCGCCCAGGCACUCAAAGCGGCGACGCAAGCACCGCAAGCAUAAAGUCGGGCGUAAUUGGCUUCCCGCAGGGUGCCCAAGCCUCCCAGGCCGCCACGAGCAGCAGUAAUCCCGCUGGAGAAAGACUAGGAGGCGCUGCACCAGAACAGGGAAGCCCGUCCCAUCUGGGAAGAGAUGCAGCGAUAGGCACUGGCGCGGCCGGAGCUGGUGGUCUAGCAGCUCAUGAGUUGGGUAGUCAACGUGAGGACAACAGCUACAACAACACUUCACAUGCGACCGAGCAGCAGCCUUAUGAGCGAGCACUGGAAGAACCUACAGAUGCCACCGGUACCUAUCGGUCAUUUCCUCUGGCGGGCGGCGUUACGACAGGACGACCGGCAGAGAACACAUCAUCCACUCUCAAUCCCGCCACACGCGAGAGAGAGCCAGGCACCAAGGAGAAGGAAGCCGGCGUCCAUGACGGGCAGGGGCGUGAAGCAUUGGCAGGCGCUGCGGCUGCUGCAACAGCAUCUUCAACCCUUCCUGGGCAUAAGCAUGAGCAAGCGGUGGAUAGCACGUCCCAGGAGAAUACCACUCGGGGCGGCCAUCACCCUGAGGCGUUGGCCGCAGCUACUGCCGCGGUCUCUAAGCACGAGCAUGGUGGGCGCGGUCAUGACUUUAUCGGCGACCCUUGUGCCACCGAGGACAAGCCUUCUACCGCUGAUCAGCACCGGUCUGGACUGCUGUUCACUUCGGGACCGCAUGCGACGGAUACUGCUAACAGAUUAGACCCUCGUUUGCAUGUACCUGGAGAAUUUCCGAGCCCUACCCCUGUGGAUGAGCCAUCUGAGCCCUCCUACAUGCUAAGCAAGGAAAUCCCAGCUGCAGGAGAUCAGCACGAACUGCGCCAUACUGGCACCCUCGAUCAGCCGCAGACAAGGACAGCGGAAGAACCCGAGAAGGAGCAUCAUUACGGGCGAGAUGCCACUAUCGCGGGAGGGCUCGGAGCGGCGGGUGCAGGCGCAUACGAAGCUGGAAAACACCAUCAGAAAGAACCGGCCGAGAUUGGCGGCGAGACGUUCUCCACGGAGGCCAGCCCUUACAGCUCCACGAAGUUAGACCCGCGCGUACACGGAAAGCCUGCUGCAUACGAGAAACAGAAGUUCGACCCCUCCACCUCUGAGAAACACCAUGGCCGUGAUGCUGCCUUGACCGGAGGUACACUCGGAAGUGCCGGCCUUGCAGGCUCAGAAAUAACAAGGCCCCACGAAACGCGAGACACUGUGCAGUCUUCGGCGACCCAGCCUCAGUCGACGUCGGCUGCUCCACACACCGAGGACGAGAAGCACCAACAUCAGUACGGUCGCGAUGCUACCUUGGUUGGAGCCGGCGCUGCCACUGCCGGCGGCUUGUACUAUGCCGGACAACAUGACAAGCAAGACAGCGGCCCAGCAUCUUCCACCAUCGGUCCCCACAAGAGCAAUGUCGCGAACGUUUUUGACCCGCGCGCCCAGCCAGACCCCGCUCUGCAAAAGCAUCACCAUGCAGACCCGAAGCCAGAAGAUCCAGCGUCGGCGACCGUAGGCCCCCACAAGAGCAACAUUGCCAACGUGAUGGACCCUAGAGUCCUGCCCGAUCCCGAGAAACAGAAGGGACACACAACUACGGGACCACACAAGUCGGACACGCUUAACCGCCUGGACCCUAAGGCUGAUCGACAGGCUCAGCCCCAAGCGCAGCAUCAUUACGGACGUGACGCCGCAGUUGCCGGAGGAGCGGGAGCCGCUGGAUAUGGUGCUUAUGAAACAGCUAAGGCGUAUGGCGACCAUCGCAGUACAGGAGCGGAAGCCUCGAUGAAUGACCAACGCUAUGAUCCUUCCGCUCCAGGUGCUCAUCAACCGUCCAUAACCACGCAUCCACAUACUGCAGACCCGAACCAGAAGGAUCAACAUCACUACGGCCGGGACGCUGCAGUUGCCGGAGGACUUGGUGCAGCAGGUGCAGGAGCAUAUGCCGCCACUCGCGAACAUGAACACGCUCAACAAUCUCCAAUGACUAGGCAACAAUACCCCACCGGUCAAGAAGCUUCUCCUUACCCUCCUUACCAGGGAGCUCAACAGCCUUCAGUGGCCUACUCCAGUCAACAGGCUACUGCUGCCGGCCACCAGCGCUACGACUCUACACAGGACCCUAACAAGCAGCAUCAAAAGCGUGAUGCCGCUACUCUCGGCGCAGCAGGUGCUGCUGGUGCCGGCGGUGCUUAUGCCUACACCCAGCAUGAUGCUGAGAAGGAAAGGCAAGCGCAGCAGAAAGCCCACGAACAGCAGCUUAAGGACCAGCAGAAGGAGUUUGAGAAGAAACAAAAGGAGACAGAGAAACAGCAAGCUAAGGACGCAAAGCACCAUGACAAGCUUGUAGCAGCUGAAGAAAAGAAGCACCAGAAGGAAAUGGAUCAGGAGCAGAAGCAUCAUGACAAGUUGGCAGCAUCCGAAGAGAAGAAGCACCAGAAGGAGCUGGAGAAGGAGCAGAAGCAGCAUGAGAAGGAAGCCGAGAAGGAACAGAAGCAACAUGAAAAGGAAGCCGAGAAGGAAGAGGAGGGUAAGAAGAAGCACCAUCUCUUCGGCUUCUUGCAUCGCGAUAAGAAGGACAAAGAAGAUAAGAACACGGAGAAUAGUCCUAGAGAGUCUCGGGAUAGUCCACGCCAUUCAAAGGAGUAUGCUGGUGCGGGAGCCGCAGCGGGUGUCGCUGGUGGUGCGGCCGCAUAUGAGGCUACCCGCGAUAACGAUUCGGACAGCAGUGAGGGCAAGAAGCGUCGCAGCAAGCUGCAUAAGAACCCUCCACCCGGCCAUCCGGCUCGAGAGGUAAUGGAAGAGCAGCAUCAGACCGAGCAGGGCGGCAAGCCCCUCCACAUGGGUACCGACGGGCCGAUUGGUGAUCCCAACCAAAUUUCAGGGGACCAGCCAAUCCGAUCAGGUUUUUAUGGUGCACAUCCAAACGAUGAGCAGAAGCACACUGUCACUGAGCCGCAUACUGGACUCCCGAUGAACACCGGGCAGUACGGUGAUGGGCAUGGUGGUACCGAUGACAACCAAAAUAUUGGAGGGUAUCACCAAGCACAGCAGCCGGACCAGACCACGCAGCAGGGAGUGACUGACUGGGAAGCGGUCAGGAAGGCGAACACGCCGUACUGAUUGAAGUGCGAGCAGUAAUGUGGUGGGGGGUAAAUUGAUGAUAGUAUCUUCAAGGCCAAUCGGCGGAUUUUCGUAAUGCGGCACAUGCUUGUAUGAUGCUUUAUGACUCGGGGACUAGCAACAAUGAGACUUUGACAUGCUUUUCAUGUUCCGAAUCUGGAUUUAUCUUCGUCACUCCCCCCUAGCAAGGAGUUCU
Molecule: messenger RNA, 3936 nt
Organism: Trematosphaeria pertusa
Lineage: Eukaryota; Fungi; Ascomycota; Dothideomycetes; Pleosporales; Trematosphaeriaceae
Exons: 4
Coding region: 210-3740 (1176 amino acids)
Source: RefSeq, a predicted model, not a curated record